GCUCAUUUGUAUUGAGUAAAUGCGGAAUUAGAACAAGGAAUAUUUGAUUGACCAAUAUGGCUGGGAAGGGCAGAGGUAUAGCAUCAUUCACCUUCCAUGUUGAGGCCCUAGGCAUCACCAGAGGGUCCAUGCCUGAAACUCAGAGAGGACCCAAACCACUCUUCCCACAAAUUGAAUAUAAACCAGGGCCUCUGAAAGCUGGAGAAGAUGAAGACUAUAUGAGAGCUUUGAAACAAGAGAUGAGAGGUCGAAUGAAAGACCUCCCUUUUAACAUUAAACCCCACUCAGGAAAGUGUGAUGUGGAGAGGUACAAGGAAAAAUAUGCAAAGGAAAUUAAAAAAAUCGAGGCUGACGAUUGGACCCCAGAUUGGAACCAUCUUCCAAAAGAGCUGAAGCCACAGAGGAAGAUAAUUAGAAAGAAAACGGAUUCUAAGAAAUCCAAAAAGAUCUCAAGUAAAGACAAGGAAGAUGUGCUGAGUAAACUGAAUGAACUUGAGAAAAAGGGAGAUGCAAAAUCAGAUGAGGAGGAUGAGGCAAAGGGAGAGAAGAAAGCAGAUGAGGAAGAGGAGGAACAGGAAAUCGAAGGAGACUAUGAUGAAGAAGAGCUUGAAGAGGAAAACGACUACAUAGCAAGCUACUUUGAAGAUGGUGAUGAUUUUGGAGCAGGAAGUGAUGACAACAUGGAUGAAGCCACUUACUAGCAACCAAAAAAAUUUCAUUCGGCUUGCACUAAAUAAAAUUAAAAAAAAAAACAGUUCUCCAUCAUUACAUUUAUGUAUUACAGAACCACUAUAGAGAAAUAGUGAUUAUAGGGGGAAAAAAAACAACAACAAAAAAACAACUUCUACAACUUGUCUUCUAAGUGCACAAUGUUUUAUAAAUAUAAAGAUAACAGUGAUCCAGUGUUGGGUAAGUUACUUAAAAAUAGUAAUCCAAUACAAGUUACUAAUUUAUCUAAAAUUCUAAUCAGAUGAAUUACUUCAUUGAAAAACUAAUCACAUUACUAAUUACUUUUAACUUUCUAAAACACUUUUCCACUCAACAAUGUCUAAUUCUUACUUGUUCAUUGUUACAAUUCAUACAGAGCUCCUCACAUUUCUCUUUCCCAAUGACUCGUUACAGGGCCAUAAUUCAUGUAUUCUACUGUACAUAGAUAUUAGAAAUAAGCAUAACCCUAUAAUGUACUUAAAAGUAACAAAGUCAGUAACUAAUCUGAUUACAAGAAUUGAAAAUGUAAUGCAGUACACUACUUUUUUGACUAAAGAAAUCUGAUUAAGUUAUUUCUUUGUAAUUGGAUUA
Myxocyprinus asiaticus (Chinese sucker) is the source of this 1299-nucleotide messenger RNA. Its product is annotated as DNA-directed RNA polymerase III subunit RPC7-like. The transcript is spliced from 8 exons. Gene Ontology annotation, cellular component: RNA polymerase III complex. The coding region runs from base 57 to 701 and encodes 214 amino acids. Gene Ontology annotation, biological process: transcription by RNA polymerase III. NCBI's taxonomy places the organism in Eukaryota, Metazoa, Chordata, Actinopteri, Cypriniformes, Catostomidae. The record is from RefSeq and is a predicted model, not a curated record.